This is a messenger RNA of Paecilomyces variotii, 2904 nucleotides long. RefSeq names its product DegT/DnrJ/EryC1/StrS aminotransferase family-domain-containing protein. Gene Ontology annotation, molecular function: nucleotide binding; transaminase activity; pyridoxal phosphate binding. The transcript has 2 exons. Lineage: Eukaryota; Fungi; Ascomycota; Eurotiomycetes; Eurotiales; Thermoascaceae. The record is from RefSeq and is a predicted model, not a curated record. Gene Ontology annotation, biological process: polysaccharide biosynthetic process. The coding region runs from base 315 to 2600 and encodes 761 amino acids.
GACUCUGCAGAGGAAGGAUAAUAGCUCACUGUAAGACCCACAUGAGAAUUCCUCGAGGUUUCUGGGACAUCAGAGUUACAGUUCUAUACGUGCGUUCUGUGGCUGUUUCCGAUAGAUUGAUGAUUACAUGAUCACUGUAAUAUUUUGUACGAAGUAUGAUGCCUGUUCCUCUGAAUAAGAUGUUCCUCCAGAAGCUUCUCGGUAAAGUAUAAGUAUGUCUAUGUUUGUUAGACACAGCAAAGGUCCUGAACAAUUUCAAGCCAGCAAGGAAAUUAGUUCUAGAGUACGUGUUGAAUCAUAUUCCUCCCAUCACGAUGUCCCCAAUUCUCCAAUUCCGUGAACAGCGUCGUCUUAGCAGACAGUCCAAUGGCAAUCCCCAAGGGGAAUCUUGCUUGAUAGUGGGCUUGGGUCAAAGAACAAAGAAGAAGGCUGUUCCCUCAUUGUUGAAGCUUUCCAAGGCAGGUCUGGUACGCAUUGCCGGCGCCGUGGAUCCUUUCGUGAAGACCGCACCUAUCGACAAUCUUCCCAUCUACCCCGGAGUGGACGAUUUUCUUCGCAACAAUGCCACGCCGUCAGUGGCCUACGUGGCGAUCCCCCAUCAUGAAUAUUCGAAGGUGCUGCCUCAGUUGUUUCAGGCCGGUAUAAAUGUGUUGAAGGAAAAGCCAGUCGCCUGCAACAGCAGCGAAGCGUUGGAACUUAAGAAGCUUGCCGCAGCACAUGGUGUUAAAGUCAGUGUGCUCUGUCAGCGACGAUUUUCCCGAAGAUACAACGCCUUGGAAGGAUGGCUUCCUCUGCUUGGAAAGAUCAGUUCUGUCCAGGUCGUCGAAUCCAUUGAUGUCGCCGAGCUUGCGGAAGGUUGGCGAGCACACAAGGAACUUGCCGGAGGCGGUGUUGUGAUUGAUAUGGGCUACCAUAUGCUCGAUCAGCUCAUUGGUCUCUUUGGUCGACAGUUUGAAGUCCAGCAUGUCGCGCUGAUGAAAACCCGUCACGGAGACUAUGAUGUGGAUGAUACUGCUCACAUUUCGGUCAAAUUUGGCGAUGCUGUGAACGCGACGAUCGUUAUAUCUCGCUCUGGCGCAAGGAAUGAAGAGAAAGUCUCUGUCAUUGGAGAGGCAGGCAUUUUGACCCUGGAUGGAGACCUCGUCCGUCUUUCCCUGCGUGAUGAAACCGGUAGACUCUCACCACAAGAGGAAUAUACUGUUCAGGAGCCGUCUUCCCUUCUUCUUGAGCGAGGCCUAGUCAGCUUCAUCGAGAAUAACAAUACCGACAACUGGGAUCUGGACAGAGAUAUUGCUGUGAUGCAACUUGUUGACGAGAUUUAUCGGGUGGGAAGUGAUCAAAUCGAGUCCAAGUCGGCACUGAAUCCGCUCGCGAAGGCGUGGUCAUGGCCAAAGGUAACACCAGAUGUCGAGCGCGCCGUUGACAGACAGCUCCACGAUACCCUGAGCAUCUACAAUAAUGGGGGUGUUUUCGGCCGUUUUGAGGAGGCAUUCAGGACUUUCCAUGAUACCCCAGGUCACUAUGCCCUGUUGCACAACUCGGGCACAAAUGCACUACACGCCCUUUAUUAUGCUUCUGGGCUCAGCGCUGGGGACGAGGUCAUCGUUCCUGUCUACACCUUUCAUGCCACCGUUUCGCCACUCAUGCAUUUGGGGGUGAAGCCGGUGUUCGUUGACGCCCACCCUGAAACCGGCAACAUGGACCCAAAUAAGAUUUCCAGCGCAAUCACAUCGAAGACUAAGGCCGUCAUUGUUACCCACAUGUGGGGUGUUCCAUGUGCUAUGGAGGAAAUUGUUGACAUUUGCCGCAAGAAUGGUAUUCUUCUGCUUGAAGACUGUUCGCAUGCCCAUGGUGCAUCAAUCAAUGGGAAGAAAAUUGGAACUUUCGGCGAUGGUGCCGCCUGGUCUAUUCAGGGCGACAAAGUACUCAGCGGCGGCGAGGGAGGAGUUUCCUUGACCCCCCAUCCGGAAGUUUAUUAUCGCCAGCUGAUCCACGGCCAUUACAAUAAGCGAUGCAAGGCGGAGAUCCCCAAAGAUCACCCCCUUCAAGAUUUCGCUGUUACGGGCGCCGGUCUGAAGAACCGGGCGCACCCGCUUGCGAUCUCCAUUGCCAACAACCAAUUGGAGAAACUUCCAAUAAUCCUUGAGCGCAAGUCGCAAUGCGCAGCCCACUUCAUCGACGCACUUGCCCAGAUUCCUUUCUUGAAGGCGCCCGUGCUCGAACCGGGUGCGAAGUCGGCAUGGUACGCUCUGAUCUUCCGGUUCGACGAAGCCCAGGCUCCGGCCGGGUUGACCCGUGAGAUCUAUGUGCGAGAAGUGAUGGCGCGUGGGAUGAAGCACAUCGAUAUCCCCGGUUCAACUAAACCCCUUUACGAUGAGGCCCUGUACCGACGUCCGUGGGAGAUCUUAGGUCAUUUGUAUUCACCAGACGCAUAUGUUGCAGAAUGGAGAGCUGCCGAUUUCCCUGGAGCCGUUGCAUUCCACUCUAAAGUGAUCAAAUUGCCGGUGUGGGCGUAUGAGGAGGAUUGGGAUACGGUGGAAAUGUGCGCUCAAGUGAUGCUUGAUGUUGCCCAAGAUUUCAUGAAAACUCCCUUGAAUUAGCUUCCGGGAACAGAGGCAGAUGGGGGUCGACUGAUAGAAACCAGAGACCGGCUAGUGCGAGCAUAGUUUGUCACAUAUAAACGAUACUAGUAGACGAAUGACUGCUUUUAUACCUGGCUUUUAGCAGUAGCAUUUUUAGGUAGCUAGUGUCUGUUUCAAUGUGGCUAUAUGCCCGAGCUUCCCGGAAGAACCUAUCAAGUUCGUGCACUGCAUCGUCUAGCAUUUGUGGAACAUGGUUCGACACCCUCAGAUGCCGAAGUUGCUAUCGAGCCUGCUCUUUGGUAUAGUCGGGAAACUAAGUAGG